GGAGAAGACGACACUGACAAAAUGGCAUCUCAAUCUCAGGUUUUGGUGGAAGUGAAAUCAAGUGUUAGAAUCUUGACAUUAAACCGACCAAAGCAGCUUAAUGCUCUGUGCUUCAACAUGAUUUCUCGGUUGCUGCAACUAUUCCUUGCAUAUGAGAAGGACCCUAGUGUGAAACUUGUCAUCCUAAAGGGUCAAGGAAGAGCCUUUUGUGCUGGUGGCGACGUUCCACCUGUUGUUAAUAACAUCGUACAAGGUAAAUGGAGACUUGGUGCUGAUUUCUUCAGAGAUCAAUACACGCUCAACUAUGUUAUGGCCACGUAUAGCAAACCCCAGGUUUCAAUUUUGAAUGGUAUAGUCAUGGGAGCCGGAGCUGGUGUCUCCAUCCAUGGACGAUUUCGCAUUGCAACUGAGAACACGGUUUUUGCCAUGCCGGAGACAGCUCUGGGGCUCUUUCCAGAUGUAGGCGCCUCCUAUUUCUUGUCAAGGCUUCCUGGAUUUUUUGGAGAGUAUGUUGGCCUCACAGGAGCUAGGUUAGAUGGCGCUGAAAUGCUUGCAUGUGGUCUUGCAACUCAUUUUGUGCUUUCAUCGAGUUUGGAUGCACUAGAAGCAGAUCUUUGCAAAGUUGGUUCAAGUGAUCCAAGCUUUGUCUCAACAAUUAUUGAUGCAUACACUCAGCAUCAAUACCUUAAACAGAAGAGUGCUUACUACAGGCAAGUGUUAGAUGUUAUUGAUAGGUGCUUCUCGAGGAGAACAGUGGAAGAAAUUAUUUCUGCACUUGAGAGAGAGGCCACUCAAGAACCAGAUGAUUGGAUCUUAACUACCAUUCGAGCUUUGAAGAAGUCUUCACCAUCAAGCCUUAAAAUCUCUCUUCGAUCGAUAAGAGAAGGAAGGUUGCAAGGGGUGGGGCAGUGUCUUAUCCGUGAGUAUAGAAUGGUGUGUCAUGUGAUGAAGGGAGAUUUAAGCAAAGACUUGGUGGAGGGGUGCAGAGCCAUAUUGAUAGACAAAGAUAGGAAUCCAAAGUGGGAGCCAAAGCGACUGGACGACAUGAAGGACAACAUGGUAGAUCAGUACUUUGAGAGAGUGGAGGAAGAGGAGCGAUGGGAGGAUCUCAAGCUUUCGCCAAGGAACAACUUGCGUGCUUCAAAAAUUGCUUCAAAGCUGUGAAGUGGAAAAGGUGAUUAGCCAGACAUUAAACCAAUGACCUAACC
Arabidopsis arenosa is the source of this 1208-nucleotide messenger RNA. The record is from the annotation of a GenBank genome assembly. NCBI's taxonomy places the organism in Eukaryota, Viridiplantae, Streptophyta, Magnoliopsida, Brassicales, Brassicaceae.